AUGGAAGACACUUACAUCGACUCCCUGGACCCUGAAAAGUUAUUACAGUGCCCCUAUGAUAAAAACCACCAGAUCAGGGCCUGCAGGUUUCCUUAUCAUCUUAUCAAGUGCAGAAAGAAUCAUCCUGAUGUCGCAAACAAAUUGGCUACUUGUCCCUUCAAUGCUCGCCACCAGGUUCCUCGGGCUGAAAUCAGUCAUCAUAUCUCAAGCUGUGAUGACAAAAGUUGUAUUGAGCAGGAUGUGGUUAACCAAACCCGGAACCUUGGACAAGAGACUCUGACUGAGAGCACAUGGCAGUGCCCUCCUUGUGAUGAAGACUGGGAUAAAGAUUUGUGGGAACAGACUAGCACCCCAUUUGUCUGGGGCACAGCUAACUUCUGUGGCAACAACAGUCCUGCAAGCAACAUAGUCAUGGAACAUAAGAGUAACCUGGCUUCCGGCAUGCGGGUUCCCAAGUCUCUGCCGUAUGUUCUGCCAUGGAAAAACAGACUGAUCCCUGUGGAACAUAAGCGGAAGGUAGACAGGAGGCACCUGAGGGUGCUUCAGCCUUGA
Messenger RNA from Sciurus carolinensis (gray squirrel), 552 nucleotides. RefSeq names its product gametocyte specific factor 1 (gene Gtsf1). The record is from RefSeq and is a predicted model, not a curated record. Bases 1 to 552 code for a protein of 183 amino acids. The transcript is spliced from 7 exons. Lineage: Eukaryota; Metazoa; Chordata; Mammalia; Rodentia; Sciuridae.